This is a messenger RNA of Fusarium graminearum PH-1, 333 nucleotides long. RefSeq lists its product as uncharacterized. NCBI's taxonomy places the organism in Eukaryota, Fungi, Ascomycota, Sordariomycetes, Hypocreales, Nectriaceae. Bases 1 to 333 code for a protein of 110 amino acids. The record is from RefSeq and is a predicted model, not a curated record. The transcript has a single exon.
AUGCCGCAUAUUGAUUUCGCAUGUGAAAAUAAAAUAUACCGUGAUACGUGCUACUCUUUUGAGUUACGGUUUCUGUCAUUACAGAUGAAUAUGCCCACGGUUGCAACACUGAAUGGGUUCAACAACAGAAGUGGUUACUAUGAUGGCCUUCCCAGGGGACUUUCGAGUGGCACUAAUGACUUUUUCUUUCCCAGACUGGAUUGCAAAUCUAAUAUCAGCACUUUGGUGCGAUGUCAAAGCACCCCUGACCGAGCCGCCAUUGAUCAUAGUCGCAAGGCGAUUGUCUUCAACCACUGCCAUAACGGGAAGCCGACAGCUCAGCCUCAGCGCUGA